AUGCAAGUACACCUGGCGUCACUCGACCGUCCGUCCCUUCAAAGGCGGCCGAAUCUAAAAAUAAUAGCGCUCUCGUCGGUGAUCGGGCCGGCCCAAACAAGGGGGGGCACUCGAGCCGCGGGGCCCGCCUUAAGCCACUCGACGCUAACCCCGCAGAGCCUUAUCCGAAACGACGCGUCGAGUGGCGGACUAUUAACGGCCCGUGCUCACAUCUGCGCUGAGACACCGAUCGCUCGCCCUCGUGAUACCCGA
Iphiclides podalirius (scarce swallowtail) is the source of this 252-nucleotide messenger RNA. The record is from the annotation of a GenBank genome assembly. Lineage: Eukaryota; Metazoa; Arthropoda; Insecta; Lepidoptera; Papilionidae.